Molecule: messenger RNA, 1255 nt
Organism: Morus notabilis
Lineage: Eukaryota; Viridiplantae; Streptophyta; Magnoliopsida; Rosales; Moraceae
Product: carboxymethylenebutenolidase homolog
Exons: 3
Coding region: 14-1003 (329 amino acids)
Molecular function (GO): hydrolase activity
Source: RefSeq, a predicted model, not a curated record
UCUAUUUUGUUUUAUGGUUAAAGAGCCGUUGGUGGUAAAACAGAAGGAAGACAUGGGUUUAGCUUCAACAAGAACUCCUAUAUUCUGCUCCCUCGUGAGCUCCACUGACACUCCUCGUCUCUCUUUUGGAAGGCCAACUGAUCAGCCAUUUCAGUUUCUCUCAAGUUCUCAUUCUUCUUCUUCUUUUAAAAAAUGCAAGCUAAACCUUCGGAGAUCAGAUGCAAAGAACAUAGCCAGAAGAGUAAACUGUAGCUUACUAAAAGUGGAAGAUGGUUUAGAUGACGACGCAUGCGAGUUGGUCAGUGGAAAAGAACUUUCAAUCGAGGAGGGUGAUGACAACAUCCGUGCUUAUCUCUUCAAAGCAGUAAAGAACAAUAAUGGAACUGGGAUAUUGCUCUUGUCUGAUGUUUAUGGAUUUGAAGAUUCAGCAACGAGAGAUUUCGCGUAUCGCGUUGCUUGCAACGGUUACAAUGUACUAGUUCCAGACCUAUUCCGUGGAGAUCCAUGGGCAAAGCAUCGACCGAAGGACGUGUUUGAACAAUGGAUAAGGAAACAAGACCCUGAGAGGGUUGCAAAGGACAUUGCCACAUCAACAAACUGGAUGGUUAAUGAAUUUGUAGCUGCAGGGAUCUCAAAGAAGCUUGGCCUGAUAGGAUUUUGCUAUGGAGGCGGCAAAGUUAUCGACGUGCUUUCUCGAGAUCAGGGCACCUAUUUUGGCAUUGGGGUGUCCUUUUAUGGCACAAGGAUAAACCCAACUUUAGCCUCCAAUGUGAAGGUACCUGUGCUGUUUAUUUCAGGGGAUAAUGAUCCACUUUGUCCGAUAAGUUUGCUUGAGGAUGUUGAGAAGAGAAUAGGCAGAGGCUCUAGGGUCGAAAUUUUCAAGGGUAGGGGUCAUGGCUUUGUGCAUCGGCCUGAAUCUCCAGAGGAAGAUGGAGAUGCAGAGCAGGUUUUUUUCAUGACUAGAAACUGGCUAUAUGAUGGCUUGGUUGCAGUGAACUCCUAAAUUGUAAAACACUCUUGUGUGUUCCUUAUAAAGUUGUCUAUGAGUCGUCUAUAAACACUCCUGUAUUUUCCAAAAUCAUCAUGGAACCAUAGAAAAGUUGAAGGUGGCACUUCUAGAUUCACGCAUCUUCUCAACGCAAAUGUUUAAAUUUUCACCUAUAGUUUGAAUUUAUUUGCAUCAAUUAUCAAAUUAGAAAAUCUAGUGAUUUGAUAGUUUUGGGUAACAUACCAGCGGAUUUGGCUGUUGUAAUGU